AUGACUACAUUGUCAUCAUCAUCAUCAUCAUCAUCUUUGAUCAAUAACAACACAUCAUCAUCAUCACCACUGUACCAACAACAACAACAGCAAUACAGGUCAACAGCAAGAUCUUAUUCAACAUCGCAACGUGAUGUUGAUGUCAAUGUUGAUGCGCCACAAGCAACUUCAACACCAACAUCAACACCUGCUCCACUUGAGGACGUAUCUGAAUGGGCUAAGAUCGGUGUAAACUUCAACAUAACAGACAAAGGACAGCCUGCUGAUGAGCUGAUAAAGGAACUUUUAGCGAAUACAGAUGGAGACAUCUUUGAUAAGUGCCAAUAUAUUGUAUCUGGAACACGUGAUUGGACGCGAACUGUGUUGCCAAUAGGCGCACUAGACUUGGAGAAGACGAGUGUCAACUCACUGGCAUUGUAUACUUUGAUCAAUGUGCUGAAUGGUCGCGCGUACGAAGUCGGCCCUAUACUUGCGUUGGAGACAUUGGAUGCCAAAUCACGCCAAACAAUCAUAAUUUCAAUGAUCGUUGGAUACAUCUCUUGGAUUGGCCGCAUGGACAUCAAAGACAAGGACGCCAUCAAAGGCAUGAGUAUGCGAAUCGUGCAGCUGAUGGGCACGCUCGGCCAGCACGACACUUACAACCUGCUGCGCGUCUACGCGCACGGCCACGACAGCGUGCUCUCCAAGUGGAUGCUGACGCUGGAGGAUGCACUCAAGGACAACCUGCAGCUGGAUCGCGGCUUCUUUGCCCGCGCCAUCUAUAUGGCGCUGCCGUUUGGCGACCACCACGCCUUCUGGUGGAUCAAGCUGAUGGCCCAAUGUGGCAUCGAGCUGGACAACGCUCUGUACACGCACAUCGAGGAGACCAUCAUCGCACAGAGACGCGGAAGCUUUAGCGUCCAGCUCAAGACUCUCAUGGACUUCUUUGCGCCCCUUGGCGUCAAGUUAAAGAAAGACACGUUGUUCAAGUUGACGCUGUCCGAGCUCAUCAAGGGUGGCGCAGCUGAUGCUGGCAAUGGCGACCCAACAACAGCACCGGCCAAGACUGGCCAGGAGGGCGAGGAUCUGGACACCGACAAGGAGAGCGUGGAGGCAAUUCAGGAGGCCAUCGAGAAGGAGCUGAGCGACAGCCCGGCCGAUAUUGAGGAGUUGUACAAGGCCAUCACAUAUUAUAUGCUCCCGAUCAAUUGUGGCGUGGCCGUGCAGUUCUACGCCAAAGCACCAUCGUUACCGCUGAUCAACAAACUGCUCAAACAUCUGGCCGACAGCAAUCAGACGCAUUUGGUCAAGCAGGUGCUGGCCGCCACAUUCAAGCGCAGCCCCGAUCGCGACAAGCUGCCCGUCAACACCAUGCUCGAGUUGGUCAAGCACAUCCAGGACCCAGCGCAACGCUCUCGCAUCACCCUGCCCCUGCUGCUGGCGCUCGACCCCGUGGCCCACUCAAUGCCCGAGUUCUUUGAGCAGCUGAUCGACUCGUGCGUCAAGGACAUUGAGGGCGUCAACACAGUGGCCAUCGACCUGUUUGAGCGCGGCUUCAAGCCCAGCGAUGAGUCCAUGUCGGUGCUGAUCAAGCGCUUCCCCGGGCUGCCCUGGGCCGACAUGUGCCGCCGUUACAACCUACCCCUGCGCUCCAGCCACUAUCUCAAGCUGAUGAAGGUGCUCAGCGUGCAAUAUCUGGAGCAGUACCACGCGCGCCUGAAGAGCGAUGGCACGCCCAUCGACACGCCCACGUUCUACUACCUUUUCAAUCGCUAUGUCAAGGCCGGCCACCUGCCCGCCGUGCGUCUGCUGCUGGAGGAGAGCACGCCAGCCGACCUCACCAUCGAGCAGAUGAUCGACCUGCUACACAGCUACAAAGAACUGCCCGUUGGCACCACCGAGCUGAGCGAGCUGCUCAGCGACGACGCGAUGACGCCCGAGGGCCUGGUCAAGGUGUUUGACAUCGCCGUGAACAACGCCCACUUUGACAUGGCGCACAGUCUGCUGGGGCGACUCACAUUCAGUCAAGAAGCGGACCUCUUGCAUAGGCUGCAGGCGGACCUGCUCGUUGCCGCCGCCGAGCGCGAGCCCAGACGCUUUAUCAAGAUGUUGCCAGAAAUGGACCUCAAUCAGGAGAUCGUGCGCCACGCCGCUUUGUUCUCUGUCAGCCAGGUGAUCAAGAUCCCCUUGUCCACGGGCGAGAGGAAUGCGCUCAGGGCCAUCUUUGAUAAUCACCCACUCACCGAUAAUGAGUGGUCCAUGGUGGUCGUGGUGUUGGAGUAUAGGACGCGUCUGGCCAAGAUGGCCGAGAGGGGCUAUGCCACCCCCCAGGCCAUCGCCAACAUCAUCCUGAGCCUGUGUUGGCACAAUAAGACGAAUGCGACAAUCAAGUCCCAGGAUGAGCACGUGCUGAUCGCCGAAGAACUCAAGAAAUGGAUCGUCUUGUUGGGAGGCUCGAAUCCCUCGCAUGGCCAGAUCGACAUUGUCCUGUCCAACCUGCCUCGAUUCUUUGUCAACAUUCCAUCCAACAUCGCACCCAUCAUGGACCGAGUGAGGAAGCCCAAAAGACUGAGCCAACUCAACAUGGUAUGGCUGGUGCGUCAUCACAUUUCCAAGGGCCAGUAUUACGAUGCCAUCAAAGUCAUCACCGACAAUCAAUCCUCGGCCAACAUCCAGGAGUCGCUGAUCCUGGUGGACGAGAUGGAGAAGGUGAAUAUGCAGGAGCUCCUCAGCGGUCUGAACAAGUCGCCAGCCACCGAAGAAAUGCUCGAACAUAUGUUCCUGGGCAUGUCCAUCGUGCAACCAAACUCCACAUUGUCCAUUCUGGCAUACCUCCAGACGAUGAUCGAUCAGAAAAAGACGCGCUUCACGAUGACCACGCGCCUCAAGAUGAUCGCCCAGCUCGCCCUGGCGGACGACGGCGACUACGACCUGCGCCGGGCCUACAUAUUAGGCCUGGACCUGGGCCACCCGCUGAUGAUCGUGGCCAAGAUACGCAGCCAUAUCAAGCGUCGCGCAAUGAAGGUGGAGCGAUUCGACGAGUACCUCCACCAGAUAUCGCGUUCGCGUCCAGCUUUCAAGAGCGAUGACUACGCCCUCCUAUUCUGCUUCAUGGCCGAGCGCGCCGCUGGCUACCCUGGCAUGCACAAGAUGAUCGAUACGUUGUACAAGCAUAUGGUCGGAGUAGACCCGACUCUGAAAAAUGACCAGGACAUUCUCCAAGUGUUGUGCACCAUCGAGCAAUAUCGAAUUUUGGCCGAGAAGAGAUUGAUGAUGCAGGAGUCAAACCUUCCAUGGCUACAAUAUGGACUGUUGCGAGCUGUCAUGGAUUAUUAUCACAAGCAGGGCAACACCGUGGCCUUGACACCGAUGUACCUCCGUCUUUUGAAAAACCACUAUAAUGCCUACGAACCAUUCUUCCACAACAUCCAGACAAGACUGUUACAGUGCUCAAUGCAUCGACCUAAAUUCUACGCUGGUUGGGAGGCUGUCAAGCCAAGAUUCGAGAAACAACCACAAUCAUCAUCAUCAACAUGGUCCGAGCCAUCACCAGCCCCAUCCCCAGCCACAACAACGUCCACAACUCAAUAA
Molecule: messenger RNA, 3570 nt
Organism: Acytostelium subglobosum LB1
Lineage: Eukaryota; Evosea; Eumycetozoa; Acytosteliales; Acytosteliaceae
Exons: 2
Coding region: 1-3570 (1189 amino acids)
Source: RefSeq, a predicted model, not a curated record